Dunckerocampus dactyliophorus (ringed pipefish) is the source of this 1386-nucleotide messenger RNA. RefSeq names its product transmembrane protein 88 a (gene tmem88a). NCBI's taxonomy places the organism in Eukaryota, Metazoa, Chordata, Actinopteri, Syngnathiformes, Syngnathidae. Gene Ontology annotation, molecular function: PDZ domain binding. Gene Ontology annotation, cellular component: plasma membrane. The record is from RefSeq and is a predicted model, not a curated record. The transcript is spliced from 3 exons. Bases 420 to 1010 code for a protein of 196 amino acids.
UUAUCGCUGCAGACACCAGCCUGCUUCUUGUGCUCAGGAUACACACGCACGCACACGCGCACACACACUCAAUCAUAUCGCAAGCUGGAGUCAGACUGAGGAAACCCAACGUGAGGGAAGGAAGCGUUCAAGUCAGUGGGAAAGCAGAGUUCUCCUCAAGUCGGCACAGUUCUUCGACUCCGUGCGGCCUGAGGGAGCGACGUGGAUGAGACACGAGAAGUUUACUUUGAUCAUUCACGACGACGAGGGGAAUAUUUGACCUUCACCUACGUAGGCACCUCCACCACCUCCACCAGGAGGACAUUCUUCACAUUCUCUUCUUCCUCGGGAAUUUCGGGAAUCCCGGCAGUUGCUGCAGCAUCAAACUGCAGGAGGACGGUCGUCUUUCAACUCCCCCCCCCCCAUUCUCCACCACAAGCAUGAGUCUGUCACGCAACGGGACACUGGAGAAGACAUCGGAGCAGCCCCACUCUGAGCCCAGCUCCCCCUCCAGAGGGCCCGGCGGGGUGGUGCCCCCGCCAUACUCCACGGGCGGCAGCGAGGUCGCCGACGCUCCGCUGGAGUUGAGGGGCUCUCUGGACUGCUGGGCCUGCUCCGUGCUGGUCACGGCUCAGAAUCUCAUCAUCGCGCUCAUCAAUGGAAUGUUGGUGGGCGUCGUGUUUGGUAUCAUCCUCACGCCUGCGCUCGUCAUGAUCAUAUUCGGAUUCCUGUGUCACUCCACGGUGCAGCCUCACGGUACCUCCGUGUACUGUUCCGACCUGCUGGACGAUGCCGGCUGCGUGGCCCUGCUGGUGGUGGGCUUCCUGCUGCUCACGCCCCUGCUGGUCCUGGCGCUGGCGGCUUUCUGUCGCCUGGCUCGCCACCUCCAACUGGGCAUGUGCUUCAUUCCCUACAGCCGGGCCGUUUACAAGAACCUGCCCGCCGCCCGACGCAGAGGGUCCGGCGCGGGGGGCUGCUGCGGCCAGCAGGGGGCUUUAGAGAGGGAGAGGAAAGGCAGCGUUUGGGUGUAAGGAGAGAAGAGGAUUUUUAAGUAUUAUCAAUGAAGUGGGCGGUCCUUACUUCUCAAACUUUGUUUUUCUUCGUAGCCGCUGUAAAAACCUAUCCAACACUUCCAUCACUGGAAAUGAAUGUAAGCCAUUUUUGUAUUCCCUUUCUUUGUAUUUUGUAUUUUUCCAAUAAAACUUCACUUGGCAUCCAAGCCUUGCUUUUUCUAAACAAUUAAGCUCCGUGCAGACAAAACAAUGCAAACUAUGGACAGACCCACAAACAUGCCUAUUUUUCAUACUCUAAAAGGGUGUCCAAAACGUGUCCCGGGGGCCAUUUGUAGCCGGCGGCACAUACUAAAAACAUAAUUUAACAAGAAACCUAAAAAAAAAACAAACAACA